Akanthomyces muscarius is the source of this 2040-nucleotide messenger RNA. RefSeq lists its product as uncharacterized. Gene Ontology annotation, molecular function: copper ion binding; oxidoreductase activity. The record is from RefSeq and is a predicted model, not a curated record. Lineage: Eukaryota; Fungi; Ascomycota; Sordariomycetes; Hypocreales; Cordycipitaceae. The coding region runs from base 1 to 2040 and encodes 679 amino acids. The transcript has a single exon.
AUGAGUGAUGUCCCCCGGCAGCCGCGCCACCGCGAUGGCCUGCCUUACUCCUUGAAUCACCGCCCUCACCGCGUACUCUGGUCCUGCUGGCAAAUUGCCAUCUUUCUUCUCCUUUUUGCCGUGACGAUACUUGGUCUCACUCUCAUCCCUUUCGGUAUCUCCAACAACGCUUCCCCAGGUAAACAUGGCCAUGACGACGAGCAUCAGAGCCAAGACACUCAUCCCGUCGAUGAGUCUCAAUCAGAACCUCAACCCACAACAACGCCACAGCAUGAAAUACCUUCUAGCCCACGUCUUAGAGACCCGUCAGAAUAUAUCUUGGACAUGUCAUGGGACCACGAUGCUGCUCCGACCACGCGCGAGUACAACUGGACCAUCACCAAUGCUGAUCUCAACCCGGACGGCGUGUACCGUCCGAUGUAUCUCAUCGAUAAUCAGUUCCCAGGUCCACUUGUCGAAUGUAACGAUGGCGACACCAUCGUUAUUCACGUCCACAAUCAAGCCGUCAACUCUACCGCCAUCCAUUUCCACGGCCUCUUUCAGAAUGGCUCCAAUUUCAUGGACGGCACCGUCGGCGUGACCCAGUGUCCUAUUGCACCCAAGUCCUCCUUCACAUACACUUUUACAAUCAAUGGCCAGUCUGGCACGUAUUGGUAUCACGCACAUCACAGUGCUCAAGCUUCAGACGGUCUGCUCGGUCCAGUUGUCGUUCACGCCAAGGACGAGCGCACCACGCUGCAGGAGCUUGACUACGACUCGGAUAGAAUCAUCAUGGUCCAAGAUCACUACCAUAACCUCACCUCCGAGCUGCUGAUGGACUACCUUCAGCCAGACAUGGAAAACGAUGAGCCCGUCCCGGAUAAUGCCCUCGUCAACGGACGCGGCGUCCGCGACUGCGCCGACUUUCCCGGCUGGCGAUGCGACACCGCCAAUGUCUCCAAUCCCGUCUUUAACCUUGCGGCCAAUAAGCGCCACCGCUUGCGCGUCAUUAAUGUUGGCGCCUUUGCCGAGUUUCAAAUCCAGUUUGAUGAGCACCCUUUUUACGUCACCGAAGUCGACGGCACCGAUGUUCAUCCAGAGCCCUUUCACAGGCUCAACAUCUUGCCCGCGCAGCGAUAUAGCGUUGUACUCGAAACCAACAUAACUACCGCCGAGUCCUUCUGGAUGCGCUCUCGCAUGAUUACGCACUGCUUCACAACCCGAAACAAGCGCCUCGUUCCUGAGCUGCACUCCAUAAUACGCUAUCAGUCCAACGAGACACCCUUGCCGCCUGUCGCAGCGGAGCCCGCCAGCAAGGACUGGCCCGAGGCCAUCGAGGUCAUCUGCCGCGACCUCAAUGUCAGCGCCCUUCAUCCCGUCGUUGCGCAGUCUCCGCCGCCCGCCGACGAAUUUGUCUUUAUCCGCGCCAACUUUAUGAUUGGCGAUUGGGCCCUCGCUCGCGGCUUCUUCAACGGCUCGACAUGGCACGCCAACGCCACGCAUCCGUCUCUGCACCGCUACCUAGAUAGGAUCGGCGCCGCUGACGCCGCCAAAUCCCCCAAGCGGUCGGCCGCCAUGGCUAUUAGCGACACGGUAUUUGACCCAGAGCACGAGUAUGUCCUCGAAACAACCGGCACGCGCACCAUUGACCUGGCCAUCAACAACUUUGACGACGGCUCCCACCCGUUCCACCUCCACGGACACAAGUUUUAUGUCCUCGUCCAGGGCGAGACGGGCUACCCGCCUGAGGAGCAUGAAUUACCUGCGUAUUUGAAGGAGCACAGCCUUUUGGAAAAUCCUGUGCGUCGCGACACAGUCACCGUCGAGGGCUACGGCUGGGUCAUUAUACGCGUCGUCCUCGACAACCCGGGCCUCUGGGCCUUUCACUGCCACAACACCUGGCACUCCGAGUCGGGCAUGGUGAUGCAGUUCCUCGUCGGCAGCGACGUCGUGCGGAAGUGGACCGUCGACGAGAAGCAAAGGGAUAUGUGUAUGCGAGACGGCGUCAUGACCGGCAUGCGGCCGUCGGACGAUAUCUGGUUCGGCCAGAUUACCAAGUAA